AGAAGAGUGGACGCAACGGAAGUCGCUCUUUUAUUUUCUUGCUCAACGCAAGUGACAUUUAGGGAAGGCGGUUUCUUGAUCUGCACAAGUUAAAUUUAAGGGAAGUGGUUUUGAAGUGACUGCAGUGAUUAUGUUGCUGACCUCGCUUAGUUGCUGUGGUCAGUAAACGAAAGAACAGAUGUAUUGUGAUUAAAGAACACAGGCGUUUCAUAAAGAAUAGAACGCCUGGAAAUAGUGAGUGCACCAGUAAUUCCAAAAAUGGAAUGGAGACACACUGGGAGGAUCUUGCCUUUCUGGAUUCUAGAAUGAUUUGAGAUGUGACGGUUCUGGGAACGUUGGUGAUUCUUUUGGUGUUUUGUCGUCUUUGACCUGCCUAGUUGGAGUGUGAAGACGUGGAUGUCAUAUUAUAGUUGAGUUUGAGCCUCACCCACCCUGAGGACUGAGACCCUCCUCUGUCCUGUUCCUUCCUGGUUCCAGGCAACAUGAUGGAGCCCCUGGUGGACCGGCCCGGGCCUCAGAUCGGAAGGUCCUCUCUGGGGGAGAGAAUGGCCUCCUGCUGCUCCUACAGAACCCUCCAGGCCUGGCUCCCCAUCCUUACCUGGUUACCCAAGUACAGGCUGAGCUGGCUCCAGAUGGACCUGAUAGCAGGUCUCACCGUGGGUCUAACCACUGUACCACAGGCCCUGGCUUAUGCUGAGGUGGCCGGCCUACCUGUACAGUACGGCUUGUACUCAGCCUUCAUGGGUGGGUUCAUCUAUACGUUUCUGGGAACCUCCAAGGAUGUAACCCUGGGUCCUACUGCCAUCAUGUCCCUGCUGUGUGCCUCCUACGUGGGGGGAGACCCGGUCCGAGCCGUCCUCCUCAGCCUGCUCUGUGGAACCAUACAGACCACCAUGGCUCUACUACGUCUGGGGUUUCUUCUGGACUUCAUCUCCUUUCCGGUGAUCAAAGGCUUCACCUGUGCUGCCGCGGUAACCAUAGGCUUCGGUCAAGUCAAGAAUGUGCUGGGACUGAAGGACAUACCUCGUGAGUUCUUCCUGCAAGUCUACUACACCUUCAACAGGAUACCUGAGGCCAGGAUAGGAGAUGUGGUUCUAGGUCUGCUGUGUCUGUGUCUGCUGGUGACGUUGCAGCGGAUGAAGAGUACCCUGGAACCCCCGUCAGAACAGGACGCCCCCCUCACCAGGGCCGCUCACACUCUGGUCUGGGGCAUCGCUACCGUGCGUAAUGCGUUGGUCGUAGUGGCGGCGUCCUUCGUGGCGUUCUCGUGGAAUGCGAUUGGCUCACCGGUCUUCACCAUUACCGGGAAAACGUCCCAGGGCCUGCCGCCGUUCAGAGCACCUCCCCUCUCCGAGACAACGCCCAACGGUACCGGCAUCAGCUUCGGAGAGAUCGUAGAGGAUUUUGGAGGAGGGCUGGCUGUCAUCCCCUUCAUGGGAGUACUGGAGAGCAUUGCCAUCGCUAAAGCCUUCGCCAGUCAGAAUGACUAUAGGAUUGAUGCCAACCAGGAACUGUUUGCUAUUGGUCUAACCAACAUUAUGGGAUCCUUCGUCUCAGCCUAUCCGGUCACAGGAAGCUUCGGAAGGACUGCGGUGAACUCCCAGACAGGGGUGUGUACACCAGCCGGAGGCAUAGUCACUGGUGUGGUAGUGCUGUUGUCCCUGGCCUUCCUGAUGCCGGCAUUCUACUACAUCCCUAAAGCCUCUCUGGCAGCUGUCAUCAUCUGUGCUGUGGCUCCCAUGAUCGACUACCGUGUCGUCAUACAGUUCUGGAGGAUACGCAAGCUUGACCUGGUGCCGUUCCUGACCACCUUCCUGUUGAGUUUCUGGGAGGUGCAGUACGGCAUUGUGGGAGGUGUAGUUGUUUCUGGACUCAUGCUGCUCUACAAUGUAGCCAGGCCCAGCAUAAAGGUGUGUGAUCAUGGUGUUUUGGUGAUGGAGUUGGAUAGUGGACUCAGUUUCCCCUCCACAGAGUACCUCAACACUGUCCUAUACACUCGGGCACUACAGGUCUCUCCUCCUAGGUCAGUGGUCCUGGACUGUCAUCAUGUCAAUACUGUAGACUAUACAGUUGUCAACGAGCUCAGGGACCUGCUACGACAGUUCAAACUACGAGGGGUCGGACUCGUCUUCUCUGGCCUGCAGUAUUCGGUCUUGGAGGUCCUGUUGGCAGCAGAUCUGCCGGAUCUUAGACACACCGCCAGUGUGGAGGCGGCACUAACCAUCCUAUCGGGUAACACUCAGUGACUGACACUACAACCAAUCACGGACGAGAACCGUGAUAUAUAUUUUUUUUAAUGCUGUCCUGAACCAAUCCCUGCUGAGUGCACCAAUUACACUCGAGUCAACGGACCCUGACACUGAAAUCAGAAUGAUUGGUAUGGAUCUGGACCAAUCAGGGUAUAGCGUUGGCCAUGAAUGUCCCUCCCCCUCACCCAUUGAUUGGCUAUCAAGCAGUUGACAGGUUGUCAACCCCUUUUUUUUAACCAAGCAUGAGAACCGAUCUUCCACGUUGAAGAUGCUGCUGUGUGAUCGGUUUCAUCUUGUAGCUUUUAUAAAGACUUUUAUGUUGUUGAAGUUAUCUGUAGACACUGAUCAAGUCUAGAGUAGGUUUUGUGGUUUCUUUCACGAAUGGACAUUUGAAUGUCUCUGUGUGCAGUUUGAAGGUCGUUUCUGGCCCAUUGCUAACUAGCGUUAGCACAAUGACUGGAAGUUUACAGGAACAGCUAGAACACACACACACACACACACACACACACACACACACACACACACACACACACACACACACACACACACACACACACACACACUACCUUUAUCCUGGGUCUGUUUUAACACGUUUGCUCUGUGUGUUAACACCUUCAGAGCCAACGUAAACAGAGGAACUGGAGGAGGGGAAAUCACUUCUCAGGAAGUGAUGUAAGGAAAGAAGCCCCACCCCCUCAGCACUUAACUUCCUGUUUGUGUUCCAAAUCCUUUCCAGGCCCCUACCCCAGUGUGUCCCAAUCCUGGUCCUGGGGGCACAUUUUUGUUUUUGCCCUCGCAUUCACAAACCUGAUUCAACCAGAUGCUUGAUGAUAAGUUGAUUAGUUGAAUUAAACUAAAAACAAAACAUGUGCACCGCCUUGGUUCCCCCGGACCAGGAUUGGGAAACCUGAGUCACCUGAGUCAGUGUGUGUGGAUAGGUGUAAGCAAUAUGGAGGAAAUAGCACUUAUACUGUAAUAUCUCUUUGGACAGGCUGUCUAAUACCUAUCUGUUUUGAUUUACAUAGGCGUUAGGGCUCUAUCUGGUAUAGGACGUGUCUAAUAUUCUUAGACUAUUGGAACUUUGUUUUUAAAUGUUCUUCUUAUACACAUUAAUACAUAUAAUAUAUUAUUAUAUACAUUUGCUUGAUCAGACUUUGAUCAAUUACAAUUAUUGAUCCCUUUCAAAUUGAUCAAUUGUACUUUAUUGGUUGCCUCUAUUGGAUGAGAAGUUGACUGUCUCCUACUCUCUGUGUGUGUGUGUGUGUGUGUGUGUGUGUGUGUGUGUGUGUGUGUGUGUGUGUGUGUGUGUGUGUGUGUAUGUACCUGUACGAUCAUGACCAUAAGAAGAAUAUCACAUUCCAAAUGGUUUUUGAUACGUGAUCAAGUGCCUUGCAUAUGUCCUGCCCUUAAUUCAAUUAUUAUAAUUUUUUUAACACUUUUAAACUUUUUAAUUCUUACUUAGAAAUGUAUUUGAUAAGACUGACGAUUUGUAUACAGCUCCAAACUUAAUUUAUGCAGUGAAUUAACCAGUGGUGUAAAGUACUUAAGUAAAGGUACUUUAAAGUA
This is a messenger RNA of Salvelinus fontinalis (brook trout), 3815 nucleotides long. RefSeq names its product sodium-independent sulfate anion transporter-like. Lineage: Eukaryota; Metazoa; Chordata; Actinopteri; Salmoniformes; Salmonidae. The transcript is spliced from 17 exons. Gene Ontology annotation, biological process: transmembrane transport. Bases 483 to 2246 code for a protein of 587 amino acids. Gene Ontology annotation, cellular component: membrane. The record is from RefSeq and is a predicted model, not a curated record. Gene Ontology annotation, molecular function: secondary active sulfate transmembrane transporter activity.